UCGCCACUCCACUCAGGCAUAUCCAUCGCCCUCCAUUUUUCUUUAAGCUGUUCAGUCUCCAUCAGCUAUUGCUAUCGUUCAUAGCCCAUCAAUCUCUAGAGAUACUAUUGGUUGCAACAAUGGAUCUUCGAAACCUUCCUUAUUAUGUACCAAACAGUAAUCCUUUCAUGGAGCUUAAGGAUAUCAUUAAAGAAAGUGCCCUUCCAUUCCUUCCUGCUAAAACACUAAUGAGAUUCCGGGCUGUUUGUCAAGACUGGAGGCACAAGAUUUCGUUUCCAUUCUUCCACCAUUAUCAAUCACUUCAUUGCCGUAGCAUAUCAGCCCUUUUUUGUCAGACUUCUCAAAACCCUCCUGUCUUCAUACCAAUUGAUAUUCCAAAAUCUUGUGGUGUACCAGAUCCAUCUCUGAGUUUUCUGCCAGAGCCUGUUGUCAUUAGGUCCUCAUCACAUGGAGUGUUGUGUUGCCAAGGACGAAAUGGAGACAGGCCCUACUAUUUGUGCAAUCCAGUUACACAACAAUGGAAAAUACUUCCACAACCUACUGCUGAUCACGGAGAUGACCCAAAACUUGUGCUGAUAUUUGAACCGUCGCUGCUCAACUUUAAACCCGAGUACAAUCUCAUUUGUGCCUUCCAUUGUGCUGAUUUCGAUGAAACUGGAUUUGAAAUAUACAGCUCCAAAAAUAACGCUUGGAAUGUUUCUGGGGAGUUUUGUUUUGGAGUUGAAAGAGAUAAGCUGCGGUCUGGUAUUCACAUCAAUAGUGUUGCUUACUGGCCUGUAAAGUCUGGUGGGAUUCUUUCUUUUGAUCUGAAAAAGGAUAGGUCAAUAUACCUGGAAAGCUUUAUGGAUUACAAUGGCUGCAUACUGGGAACAUUUGGUGGAAGGCUUUGUAAGGUUUUUAUCUUUGACAAUGCAAUGUAUGUCAAAGUCUUGAUUAAUAUCCACACAAAUACAAUGUCUUAUGAUGAUAUUCCUUGGGACGAAGACUAUCCCUAUGAAAUGUGGACAAGAAGACCGGUGCUUGAUUCUGAUGACACUGAUAUGCCUUUGGAUGACCUCACCAAAGUUGUUGCUGUAACCAGAUAUACUGUGGUGGUUAAGAGAAGGAACAGAUUUUACUCCUAUGAUUUUCAACGCCAGAGAUCUAAAAGAAUACGGAGCCCGCCAGCUGAAUCGCCUUAUGUGAUAUGUGUGCCCUAUGUGAAUAGCCUUGUUUCAUUCUGA
Messenger RNA from Ipomoea triloba (trilobed morning glory), 1223 nucleotides. Its product is annotated as F-box protein At5g49610-like. The record is from RefSeq and is a predicted model, not a curated record. Bases 120 to 1223 code for a protein of 367 amino acids. The transcript is spliced from 2 exons. Gene Ontology annotation, molecular function: protein binding. Lineage: Eukaryota; Viridiplantae; Streptophyta; Magnoliopsida; Solanales; Convolvulaceae.